This is a messenger RNA of Beta vulgaris subsp. vulgaris (sugar beet), 1517 nucleotides long. Its product is annotated as cytochrome c1-2, heme protein, mitochondrial. Gene Ontology annotation, biological process: mitochondrial electron transport, ubiquinol to cytochrome c. Gene Ontology annotation, molecular function: electron transfer activity; heme binding. The record is from RefSeq and is a predicted model, not a curated record. NCBI's taxonomy places the organism in Eukaryota, Viridiplantae, Streptophyta, Magnoliopsida, Caryophyllales, Amaranthaceae. The coding region runs from base 231 to 1160 and encodes 309 amino acids. The transcript has 8 exons.
UCCCAUCUUUUAUCAAUUCCCCUCUCAAACUUCCUCUCCUCCAAAAUUGUAGAUUAUUUAACAGUGAACCCUAAAAAUAAUCAAAAUCACUCAAAACCAAUCCAUUUUCGCACACACAUUUCUCUCACCUCCAUUCUUCCUUCCUCCGCCGUGGGCUCCACCCCUCUGUUUAUCCGGCGACUUCUCCUUUUUAUUUUCUCUCUCCUAAACACCAAGAGGUCAGCUGCGAAAUGGCUGGAGGUAGAUUACUUCAGCAGAUUCUAAAGAGGAAUUUUCAGUCUCAUUCUAAUGCAAUUCCAGCUUUAUCAUCUGUGGUCUCAAAAGAUCAAGAAGGUGCUGGAUCUUCUGGUGCAAAAGUCUUGAGAGCAUUUGCUCUCCUUGGAGCAGGGGCUACAGGGCUUUUGAGUUUUGCCACCGUAGCAUCUGCAGAUGAGGCUGAACAUGGCCUAGAAUGCCCGAACUACCCUUGGCCUCACAGUGGCAUUCUCAGCUCAUAUGAUCAUGCUUCGAUUCGUCGUGGACACCAGGUUUACCAGCAGGUCUGUGCCUCAUGCCACUCUAUGUCUCUGAUUUCAUACCGUGAUCUGGUGGGCGUAGCAUACACCGAGGAGGAGACAAAAGCUAUGGCCGCUGAGAUUGAGGUGGUCGAUGGACCUAAUGAUGAGGGUGAGAUGUUUACUCGUCCUGGUAAACUCAGUGACCGAUUUCCUCAGCCGUAUCCUAAUGAACAAGCCGCUAGGUUUGCUAAUGGUGGAGCCUAUCCUCCUGAUCUAAGUCUUAUUACCAAGGCUCGACACAAUGGUCAGAACUAUGUAUUUGCUCUGCUAACUGGUUACCGUGAUCCACCUGCUGGAGUUUCGAUCCGAGAAGGGUUGCAUUACAAUCCAUACUUCCCUGGGGGUGCAAUUGCAAUGCCUAAGAUGCUCAAUGAUGGAGCUCUUGAAUAUGAGGAUGGUGUUCCUGCAACAGAAGCUCAGAUGGGCAAAGAUGUUGUGUCAUUCUUAACAUGGGCUGCAGAGCCAGAGAUGGAAGAGAGGAAACUGAUGGGAUUCAAGUGGAUAUUUGUACUGUCACUGGCAUUACUUCAAGCAGCAUACUACCGUCGUUUGAAGUGGUCUGUCGUCAAGUCUCGUAAGCUGGUUCUUGAUGUUAUUAACUAGAGACUGGCGUUCUUUUCCAUGUAUUGAAUAUGGGACGAACCCCUUGGAAAAAUAAUUAUUCGCCCGAUGUUAUUUUGACUGCCAUGGUUGAUUGUUUCAAUCAAGUGGCUUUGAGGAGUCAUAUUUUGGUUGCUAGGGAAGAAAUAAGCUUCCAACAUAGUAGAUUUAUUCUUUUUUCACUCUCGGAGGAUUUUGAUCGUAUUUUUCUGCAUGUUCGAAAAUGGCCAUAUGUGUUUUUAUUGUUCCGGCACCUUGUUACUGCAUUUGAGGACAUGCUUUUGUUUUCCAAUUUUGGUUAUGGUACAACUGUAAGAAAUAAGACUGAAGAACUUUGGUCAAUAUCAUUCCCGAUGGGUU